This is a messenger RNA of Protomyces lactucae-debilis, 1431 nucleotides long. RefSeq names its product alpha/beta hydrolase fold-domain-containing protein. The coding region runs from base 1 to 1431 and encodes 476 amino acids. NCBI's taxonomy places the organism in Eukaryota, Fungi, Ascomycota, Taphrinomycetes, Taphrinales, Protomycetaceae. The transcript has a single exon. Gene Ontology annotation, molecular function: hydrolase activity. The record is from RefSeq and is a predicted model, not a curated record.
AUGAGUCUCGCCAAACGAGUCAAGUUCCUCAUCUAUUGCGUCAAGCAGCUGCCAUUUGUCUUUUACUCGACCUUCCACUACUUCCUCCUGUCAUCAUUCCGCGAUGCAAAGACCAGGCAGGAGCUCGCAGACUUGUCAUUACGCAUACACCUCGUGACACAAGUCAUCAAGAAGUCCACUGAAGACGUUGAUACAGUGACGCUAGAGCAAACACAGGGACUUCUUGGCGGGCCGCAGCCACCACGCAAACAUGAAAUUGCCGUUCCAGUCAAAAUCACAAGCCAACAGCCAGCGGAGAUUGAAGCAAUGGUUGAUGCUGCUGUGCUUGGAACCUGUCCCGAAGGAAUAGACAAGCAACAAUUACCCAAAAGCGUCUUUGCUGAGUGCAAGGCUGAAUGGCAAGGGACGCGGUUGAACGACACGAACACCUACGAAAGUUAUCUUGACGGCUGCAAAGACAAGGAGACUGUUCUAUUGUACUUCCACGGUGGUGGGUUUAUGUUUGGUACAGAAGAAGGCCAUCGGUCGCUUGUAGCGCGCCUACAGAAUCGUUUUCAGGGACGUGCGCUGUCUGUGCGGUAUCGUCUUUCACCGCAAAAUCAAUUCCCGAGUGCAUUGACAGACGCGCUUGCAGCAUAUCAGUAUCUCUUGCAUCCACCAGCCGAUGCUGUGCAUCAAGCGGUUUCUGCUAAUCAGAUCGUACUGGGCGGAGAUUCGGCCGGUGGCAAUUUGGCUAUUGCCCUGUACACAUUGCUUGUGCAGCAAAAGCAGCCUCUCCCUGCUGGACUUGUACUCAUCUCGCCUUGGCUUGACCUGACACAUUCCUUCCCGAGCUGUAGGACAAAGGAGCACGACUAUCUGCCACCCAUGUACCCUCGCGAGGCUGGAACACUGUUGAAACAGCACAGAGAUUCGCCAAGCUGGCCUUUACAGGGGCGUACACGACAGGUAUAUACGAGUGAUGAGCUGCUAUUGCAUCCGCUGGUAUCACCCGUCCUCGUUCCUGAGCUGUGGAAGCGGCUGCAAGCGUCACCGAGGCUUUGCAUUCAGAUGGGGAGCCAGGAAGUUCUGCUCGAUGAGAAUCGCGACUUUGCUCGUGCGCUGACAGAGGUGAGUGACUGUCUGCUUUACGAUGAGUACAGGUCCAUGCCUCAUGUCUUUCAAGUCUUUGGCGGCCAGCAUAAGUCUGCCCUUGUGUCGCUUGAUAUCAUGGCCAAUUUCAUCAAGCGGGCGACACUUGGCCAAGCGAGCGGUUCAGCUUUGUUCAUGAGGGCACUACCGGAUGUGAUGGAAUCACUUUAUCAUGACACGACAUUACUGGCUGUGCGUAGUCUAGAGGAGAAGCAACAACAGAUGCGAGCAGCCAUUGCUGAGGCUGAAGCCCAUAGACAUCGCAUGCUCGACCACAAGAUCAGGCAGGCGCGGUUGUAA